This is a messenger RNA of Electrophorus electricus (electric eel), 5113 nucleotides long. It is a transcript of the gene sort1b, whose product is annotated as sortilin 1b. The record is from RefSeq and is a predicted model, not a curated record. Gene Ontology annotation, molecular function: protein binding. Gene Ontology annotation, biological process: endocytosis; Golgi to endosome transport; vesicle organization. Gene Ontology annotation, cellular component: membrane; Golgi apparatus. NCBI's taxonomy places the organism in Eukaryota, Metazoa, Chordata, Actinopteri, Gymnotiformes, Gymnotidae.
UAAAAUUUCAAUACCAAUUUUGAGGUCCGUUAUUACAUAGGGAUUAAUAUUUUUUGUGAUAUAUAUGAAUCUAUAUUAUUAUUCCUACAUUGAUUUUGAUUUAUUUUUAACUGUGGUCUUUUAAAAGCAACUUAAUUUGAGUAAAAGAACAUGGCGUUUAUAUAGGGACGCGCCGCCUCUGCUCAGAGUGGCGGUGAGGAGCUGGAGCUUACUGUCAGAGCUACUUUGUUGUUGUUGAUGUCGUCUGCGGCUGCACUGGAAGGAAUCGAAAUUCACGAGGAUUAUAUACACAUUUAACGGAUCGUUGAACGCGUUGUAUGCUGAAAAUGGGACAAAUCCAGCACUUUAUAUUAGUUUUAUUUUUUGCCGUGGUGUUCAGUUUGGAUUUCCGCGGAAUGAGAGGAUCACGUAACGCGCACUCGGUUUAUAUGAGGACUCUUUUAUCCGCAAAAAGUCCCAUCAAAUCCGCUCCAGAUCUUUUUUCUCAGGACAGAAUUAGCAAAAGAAGACAAGACACCUGCAAUGCUCUUCAGGGAUAUGACACGAAAUUACUCAACAACACUUACACACAUAUCUUUAAUGAUCUUGGUGGAUCUGUGGCUCUGGCCUGGAUAGGAGACGGCACAGGGGUUCUACUGGCCCUGACUACAUUUCAGGUCCCUUUGUUCAUGCUUAGAUUUGGCCAGUCCAGGCUCUACAGGAGUGAGGAUUAUGGCAGAUCAUUUAAGGAUGUCACAGACCUUAUCAAUAAUACUUUCAUCAGUACUGACUUUGGGAUCGCUAUUGGGCCUGAGAACUCAGGGAAGGUGAUCCUUACAGGAGACAUCUCAGGAAGCACUGGCUCCAGAAUUUUCCUCUCCAGUGAUUUCGGGAACAGCUUCAUGCCCUCAGAUUUGCCCUUUAAUCCUCGGAUGCAGAUCAUAUACAACCCUCAGAACCCUAAUGUUCUGGUGGCUGUUUGCACUCAGAAUGACCUCUGGCUUUCAGAGAAUUUUGGUGGGCAUUGGACAAAAAUCCAUGAUACUGUGUGUGUGGUGAAAUGGGGGACUGAUCACACACUCUUUUUCUCCACUAACCUGAAUGGGUCCUGCUCCGAAAGGGGAGUGCUCGUCUUGAAGAAGACGACAGACUAUGGCCGCACUGCUGUAAUGAUCGCUGAGAAGCUGUACUCCUUCGGUCUCGGCGGGCGCUUCCUGUUCGCCUCUAUCAUGACUGGCACGGGUAUGAUGCGAAUGAUCCACGUGUCUGCAGACCAAGGGGAGGAGUGGAACAUGGCCCAGCUUCCUCCAGUAGGCCAUGAGCAGUUCUACUCAAUAUUGGCUGCCAGUGAUGAAAUGGUCUAUAUGCAUGUGGAUGAACCAGGGGAUACUGGUUUUGGUACCAUCUAUGUGUCAGAUGACAGGGGCUUGGUGUACUCCAAGUCCCUGGAGCGCCACCUGUAUACAUCCACAGGGGGUGACAACGAUUUCACCAACAUCACCUCUCUCCGAGGGGUGUUCAUGACCAGUGUGCUAGCUGACGAUGGCUCUGUGCAGACCGUGGUAACAUUCAACCAGGGAGGAGAGUGGGUGCCUCUGAAGAAGCCAGAGAACAGCGAAUGUGAUUCUACAGCUAUAGACAAAGACAAGUGUAGUCUCCAUAUCCAUGCGUCCUACAGUAUCUCCAUGAAGCUGAAUGUUCCAAUGCUACCUCUCACUGAGCCCAGUGCUGUGGGACUGAUAAUUGCUCAUGGGAGUGUGGGCGAUGCCAUCUCGGUACUGACCCCAGAUGUGUAUGUGUCUGACGAUGGCGGGUACACAUGGCUGCGUGCGUUGACAGGCCCACACCAUUAUGCCAUCCUGGACUCAGGAGGCCUGCUGGUUGCCGUGGAGCAGAACCUCAACGCACCCAUUGCUCAGGUCAAGUUUUCCACAGAUGAGGGUCAGUGCUGGCACACGUACAACUUCACGACGGAGCCACUCUACUUCACAGGGCUGGCGUCAGAGCCAGGGGCGCGCUCCAUGAAUGUCAGCAUCUGGGGCUACAGAGACAACAUAUUCACACAGAACUGGGUCUCCAUCACUAUUGAUUUUAAAGAACUGCUCACCCGUGACUGUGGUGACGAUGACUAUGUGCAGUGGCUGGCACAUUCGGAUGACAUAAGCGACCCUAAUGACGGUUGUAUGCUAGGUUAUAAGGAGCGGUUCCGGCGUCUCAGGAAGGACUCGGUGUGCAUGAACGGGCAUGAAUAUGCAAUAACCAAGCAGCACACCCCGUGCCCUUGCACACUGGACGACUUCCUGUGUGACUUUGGAUACUAUCGCAAUGAGAACAGCUCAGUGUGUUUGGAGCAGGCUGAGCUGAAAGACCACGACCUAGAGUUCUGUAUUCAUGGAAAGAAAGAACAUCUGCAGACCAAUGGGUACCGGAAGAUUCCAGGGGAUAAGUGUGAGGGAGGCAGACAACCAGAAAGAAGAGAAACUGAUAUGAGUGAGAAAUGUAUCAGCAAUUUGAUAGACCGACAGCUGCAGGAAGAUGGGACACCAUCACACUCUGCCCCUAUUAUUGCAACACUCAUCGCCAUCUUGCUUAUCAGCUGUGUAGCUGGGGGUCUUUUCGUUAAGAAAUACAUCUGUGGUGGAAGGUUCCUGGUGCACAGGUACUCAGUUCUGCAGCACAAUGCAGAGGCUAAUGGCAUAGAGGGAGUGGAUGAGCCUCUGGAUACGGAUGUGGCCAGAAGUGCCAAGAACACCUUCCACGAGGACUCAGACGAGGAUCUCCUGGAUUAAGAGUGCUGAUGCAGCCUCAGUAGGAAGAGGGAGGUCUCCUCUUUCCUUCAGGCAUAUUUGCUGCUGUUUUUGUUCUGGUUAGAAAGCACAACCCAGCCUCCAGCCUUUUCUGGCCUCCAUUGUGCUCCAGUUCUGCUUCUCUCAUAGUAGAAGUGACAUGAGUUUUGCUUUUCCCAUUUUAAAGGUAUCUUGUGAAUGUAGCUGUUUUAGCAACUGGCAGAACCAGUCUAGUGCAGUGUGGCAGGCCAGUGUUUAAAUGGCUAGAAUGUAGAUAACUUUAAAUUCAUGUCACCUGAGCAAUGGGAAUCUUGUUGGUUUAUUUGAAGGAUACGCUGUCAUUUGAUGCAAGUGAGAGUGGGAUACUAUCAAGGCACAUAUAUACAGAAUUCUUCACCUCUUUUAGAAAGGUAGACAGUUCUCUACAUUUAGACAACAUGGUUUGGGUACAACAUAUGAAGUUAAUACAUAUUUGGGUACAACAUAUGAAGUUAAUACAUACAACCAAUGAUUCAGUCACAUCAAAAUUAGACUGUAGCAUUAACUAUGGCUUUCUGAAAAUAGAUAUAUUUUGACCUAUACUGCCGCCAUCUCCCACAUUCUUGUGAAUAUCUUGUUGAAAAAUAUUUCCUCAUUUUGUUUUUGUGGAGAAAAAACAAACAAAACAACUUUGCUUAGUGACUUGAUGUCACAAUAUACAGCACAUCCGCAUGUGUUGGCAACUAUACAGAUUAUACCUUUUUAACUUUCUCCAAAGAGAGAAAUGAAAGAAUAUUGAAUUUACCUAAAACAAUGCUACUAUGUUUAUAGGUCAUAGGCUGCCAUUAUUUUAAGGUUUAUUUAUUUUAUGUGGUGGAAUGAGAAAGGUAAUUAUGAUAAAUGUGUAAAGAAUAGUUGCAGUUGUCCAAAAAAAUACUGUACAUGUCCAGAUGAUAACUUUUACUGUAAUGGUAGUUUUAUAGAAGACUCAAAUCAUUCUUAGGUUUUAUGACAUUUGGUGGUUUUUGCACUGUGAAAUAUGAGGCAGAUAUUCAAAGCCUACUUCACCCUUUGGAAAACUGUUGGAAAUAUUGCAGUUACAAGCACCAGCACAAGCCAUGAAUGCAGGAAUGACAUUCAGAAUUGGGACUGCUGGUGGCAUGUUCAUAAAUAAUUAAUGGCCCUUUACAGCAUUAAUGUGAUGGUAAUUGGAAAUUAUGGAGUUUCUGGUAACGCUUUAAGGCAGAAGCAAUAAUAGUGUCUGACUUUUACAUUUUGAGUUUUUGAGUCCAGCUGUUCAGAUUUAAUUUUCCAACUGGAAGCUACAUUAAUUCCAACAUAAGAUUAGACAUAAGUGUUUCAUAUUAUAAUUAAGUGCAGGUAUGUGUGAUCAGUGUGUGUAUAUUUGCCCCAUUGUGUGCUGCUUACCUUAAACGCAGAUAGUUGGCUCCCACUUUUAUUAUUUGAGUUUGACUGUCUAAAUGCAAGAGUACACAUUUUUAGAAAGAUUUACAAUUUUUACUAGGUUUUGAGUUCUGAUGUAGUCAGUGUUUGUAGAUAAAGCUUUCCAUAGCUUUACAGUGUCACAGUUCUGUAACAAAUCCCAAAGAAAAAAAAUUACACAUCCAAACUCCAGCACCCCAAAACAAGGAUUUUUCAGUUAUCCCUUCUGAUUAGUUAUAACGAUAAUCUUUUAUAUGUGAGAGUUAAGUCUCGAUUGCACAGAUCAAAGUAAUUGUUUUUGUUUUUUAUAUCACUGGUGUAUACUUCAGUGAAGUGCCUACUGUGAAAGUUAUGUGCGUGCGUGCAUGCAUGCAUGCAUGUGCGUGUGUGUGGCUUCAGAAAGACCCCAAAGGUUUAUCUUAAAUAAUUUACAGCAAGAAAGCUGAUAUGAGUAUCUAAUUUCUUGAAGAAUUACUUGGUCCACAGAGGUGUUGGGACUGAUUAACCUGUCAUUUAGUUAGUCUGAGUGAAGGUCUUUCAUGUAUGAAGACCAAAGGACUCCAAUUUUCAAAAGGCUGUGUUUUACCUGGCAACUGCUAAGAUUUACACAUUUGAGAUUUUGGCAAAAUUACAUUUUCUCACUCCUCUUCUAGAUUCCACUUUGAAGCUGUAAUCUUGUGUAUGUUAUUUUAGCAAACAGGUCACUUCCUACUUCUGUUACACUGAGGGCUUAAAGGGGGAAUGGUGCCUAGAGCAUAAAAUCUAGAUGAGUUUUCUACUUGAAGUUUUCUGCUUUCAUAAUUUUUUCUUGCAGUUGAAAAUCAGUGUAUAUAUUGGCUCUGUAAAUAAAUUUGCAUUGCCUUUUUAGUUGUUUUGGCUCUGUAUGUUUGGUGAAAGAACUGCUUUGACUAAUAAAAUAACUUUUU